Trichoderma aggressivum f. europaeum is the source of this 1050-nucleotide messenger RNA. RefSeq lists its product as uncharacterized. The record is from RefSeq and is a predicted model, not a curated record. NCBI's taxonomy places the organism in Eukaryota, Fungi, Ascomycota, Sordariomycetes, Hypocreales, Hypocreaceae. The transcript has a single exon. Bases 1 to 1050 code for a protein of 349 amino acids.
AUGAAGUCCUUUAUUCUUGCUGCCACGGCUGCCACGGCCAUGGCCAGUCGUAGUCUCCUUGAGCUGGGUCUCAACGUCGACAUGACCAAGGCUAUUGACGUGGGCGUCGGCCUCAGCGUUCAUCUGCCCCAGGGCAUCGACGAGCAGGCCGUCACCGAGAACAAGCCCACUUCCGCUCCUCCUGCUGGCUAUGUUAACAUUUGGCAUCCACCACAUGGUUCAGUUGUGAUGGACUCGUGUGACGACGAGGCCAACCAUGACUGGCAUUGGGUUCAUCCUUGUGGCGAUAACUGCAAGCCCGAGCAGGCCGAUCAUGUCUGGAGCGUCAGCACGGUCAGCGUGACCUCGAUCCAUACCGUCAUUAGCUGUGCUCCCACCGUCACCAACUGCCCUGCCAAUGGCCACCACACCACCACGAUUGUCAUCCCCGAGACCACCACCUUCUGCCCUGUCGAGGCUUCCAAGACCGCCCACCCUGGCGGCCCUUCCACCGGGGCGUAUCCUCCGGCCGCUUCCUCGGCCGCUCCCUCCGCUCCCGUUGCGACCAACACCGGCGUCGUCACCCUGAGCACUCAGACUCUUCCGGCUCCCACCGGACCUGCCUCCAACCCGGCUCCGGGCAACGGUGGCAGCUCGGUUCCUCCCGUUGUCCCCUCGGCUCCCGCCUCGGCUCCUGUUUACCCCGUGCCCGGCAACAGCUCGGCCCCGGCUCUCAACACCGCUCCGUCCACCUCCGUCUAUUCUCCUCCCACUCAGUCUUCUCCUGCCGGCUGCUCUGGCGACAACUGCUCUCCCUCUGCUCCCUCUGCUCCCUCUGCUCCCGCCGCUCCCCCCUCCUACUCUGCUCCUCCCAACGCUCCCUCUUUCCCUGCCGAUGGCUGCAGCGGUGCCUACUGCGCCCCUCCUCCUGCCGGCACUGCUCCCGGUGCUGCGGCCCCUACCGGUACCGGAAACGGCACCACUCCCCUGCCAAUCAACGGCGCUGUUAGCCGUGCCCAGGGCGUCAGCAUGGCUCUCUUUGGAGGUGUCAUUGCUGCUUUGUUCCUGUAA